Messenger RNA from Vespa mandarinia (Asian giant hornet), 2421 nucleotides. Its product is annotated as serine/threonine-protein kinase dyf-5. The record is from RefSeq and is a predicted model, not a curated record. Gene Ontology annotation, molecular function: protein kinase activity; ATP binding. Gene Ontology annotation, biological process: protein phosphorylation. NCBI's taxonomy places the organism in Eukaryota, Metazoa, Arthropoda, Insecta, Hymenoptera, Vespidae.
GUUAUUGGUCAUGUUGUCAUGGAAACAGAUAAAAGCAUGGCCGAUUACACGACAGUUUACAAUUACCAGCCAUACAAGAAGGUAAUGAUUAAAUAUCUAACGAUAUCUCAUCGACAUUAUAUGACAUUUUAGUGAUGUGAAAAAACAUGCGAGACCACUCGUGUUCAAUGCCGGACACGUGUACGGCCGUGCGGUUAGCGUGAUAGAUCUCGAAAUAUUAAUUUCAAAAGUUAUCUUUGCUGGUCGAAACAAGAAUUGGACGAAUGCAGAAGAAGAUGAAUCGGUAUAUAACCUUGAACCAACUUGGUGACGGUACCUUUGGUUCCGUUGUGCUCGGCGAACGUAUUGACACUGGAGAAAAGGUCGCCAUAAAAAGAAUGAAAAGGAAAUACUAUUCUUGGGAAGAAGCCAUGAAUCUUAGGGAGGUCAAGUCCUUGAAGAAGCUUAGCCACGCGAACGUUGUGAAGUUGAAGGAAGUUAUUCGAGAAAAUGACGUAUUAUAUUUUGUCUUCGAAUAUAUGAAGGAGAACUUGUACCAAUUAAUGAAGGAUAGGGACAAACUUUUUCCAGAACCGGUGAUCAGAAACAUGGUGUAUCAGGUUUUACAAGGACUCGCCUUUAUGCAUAAACACGGUUUUUUCCAUCGUGACAUGAAGCCGGAAAAUUUAUUAUGCAUGGGGCCGGAACUGGUAAAGAUAGCUGACUUUGGAUUAGCCCGGGAAAUACGGUCAAGGCCACCCUACACCGACUAUGUGUCGACCAGAUGGUACAGAGCACCAGAAGUGUUAUUGCAUUCGACGAAUUAUAAUAGUCCAAUUGACAUUUGGGCUGUUGGAUGUAUCAUGGCUGAACUUUACACAUUUAGACCUUUAUUUCCUGGCAAAAGUGAGAUAGACGAGAUAUUUAAAAUAUGUUCGGUCAUUGGGACACCGGAGAAGGACGACUGGCCUGAAGGUUAUCAAUUAGCAUCGGCAAUGAAUUUCAAAUUUCCAAAUUUCACGAAAACAUCAUUAGCUGUAUUGAUACCCAAUGCUAGUCAAGAAGCUGUGAUACUGAUGGAAGAUAUGUUACAAUGGAAUCCUUUGAAAAGGCCAACGGCACAACAAUCAUUGAGGUAUCCGUAUUAUCAAAUUGGAAUUCAACGUGUGGUUAGCAGUAAAAAAAUUGGAGUAUCAUCGCAGAGAGAAUUGAUAAUGAACAAAGUCAAUCUUCCACCGCCGAUUCCAAAACAAUCCAAUUAUCAUCAGCACGAAGAGGUCAUGAAUAACGUAAUACAAUCUAGAGUACAAGAGAAGAUUGUACAACCACAGCAACAACCGGUAUUACCAUUAUUGAAUCAUAAUAAUCGUAAACGUGAAAACAACUCGUCCAAAUGGGACGAAGAUGAUUUCGCUGAUAUUUUAGGAAGCAAGAUAAUCCCAGAGAGCAUCGAAACAAAGCUACUGCCUGAUCGUGUUUACAAAGAAAAUCGUGCCAAUUGGAAUGCCAAUUAUACCGAUGGUGAGAAUUUCAAGCAGACUAAUGCAAAUUGGUCAUUGCCGGUUUGGAACGAGACGAUGCAAUUAAAGAAUUGGAAUCAACAAUCUCAAUCGGCUACGAAGAACGCUAGGAAGGUUUCAGCUAAACAACAUUAUCUCAGCGUGGCUCGGUACGUCGUUGGCCAGACCACAAAUUUGUCGUCCAGAAACGGAGACACCGACUCGAAUCAAUCAAGAUUAACGAUGAACGGCAUGAUCGGUCCAUUUAGUUCAGCAAAAUAUGAAGAAUACAAUGACAACUUUUGGGGACCCAGAGAGAACGUUGAAAAUCAAACAAGACAACAUUAUCUCUCACGAAAUCGUUUUAUAGCCGAGCAAAAUUCAAGAAUACCUUAUCCUAGUGUUUAUGGUACGCAUAAUAUCAAACAACCAAAUAAAUCAGCUUUACAAACGAAUCUCUUUGGAACUGUCUUGAAUGUUCGUGGAAGUGGCAGUGGACUCCAUGGUCGAACUGAUUGGGCAGCUAAAUAUCUCAAAUGACCACGUUAAAAUUCCUCCUAAAAUGAAAGAUUUAGUUUUUAUCGACACUUACCUUAAUCUGUGAUAGAAUGAUUCCAAUCGUUCCAACAAUUUUGCAUUUUGCAUAAUCGUUCGUUUUAGAAAAGUAGAUUUCUAUUUUGUAGUAUUAGAUCUACCAGAUGAUGCUGCUUUGUUUCUCUUUUUUCUUUUUUCUUUUUUUCUUUUUUAUUUUCUUUUUUCUCAAUCAAUCAUGAAUACCGACAAGAUUAGAGAAAAGAAAAAAAGAAAAAAAAAAAAAGAACGAAAUGAAAAAUUAAUUCGAUACAUUCAUUACUCCGAAUUUUUCAUUGAAUAACAUUCUGAUAAUAUUUAGAAAGCAAUGAAUGGAACGUGUGCGUGAUCGUUUAUUGUUCAUGAAUAUAAA